Messenger RNA from Diorhabda carinulata, 9831 nucleotides. RefSeq names its product gamma-aminobutyric acid type B receptor subunit 1 (gene GABA-B-R1). Gene Ontology annotation, biological process: gamma-aminobutyric acid signaling pathway; G protein-coupled receptor signaling pathway. The record is from RefSeq and is a predicted model, not a curated record. Gene Ontology annotation, molecular function: G protein-coupled GABA receptor activity. Lineage: Eukaryota; Metazoa; Arthropoda; Insecta; Coleoptera; Chrysomelidae. Gene Ontology annotation, cellular component: membrane; G protein-coupled receptor heterodimeric complex. The coding region runs from base 350 to 2974 and encodes 874 amino acids. The transcript has 14 exons.
GCCUAGAACAGCUCGAGCUCGUUGGAAAACCAGAUCUGUUAGUGAAGGACUCGUCCUGUUCCUGAAAAUACGUAUGACGUCGUAUUGCUUGGACCGCACUCGCUAAAUCACUCGAACUAUCGCUGGAUGAAACAGUGAUCGAUAGUGACUGAAUCGCUUAGUGAUUGGCUAUGAAGGUUUUUGGACAAUUCGGGUCGAGGAGGUGUAUUGUUAUCAGUGAGAUUUGACGGCGUGAGAAAAUUUCGAGUGGACAUGGACGCAUUGUACGCUCAUUACAUUCUCAGAGGGGUUCUUAUCAGAUCGGGGUACAUUUUUACCAACACAUGGGGCAUUGAGAAACUAUGAAAUAAUGUACAUACGAUUGCCACGAUGCUCCGAGAACGCGCCAUUCAUUCUUCUUCUCACUUUUCUAUGUAUGUCGUUCAAAUUGGGCGGCGGAAAACGAUCAUCUUUUCAAUCAGCCAAAAUCGGAAACGGUGAUUAUAAAGACGGCAGUAAUGUCUUGCAUAUCGGCGGUAUUUUUCCGAUCGCUGGAGAGGGCGGUUGGCAGGGCGGCCAGGCGUGUAUGCCGGCCGCCCAUCUCGCCCUCGAAGACGUCAACGCAAGAAAAGAUUUACUGCCCGGGUAUGUGCUUAAGCUGCAUAGCAACGAUAGUGAGUGUGAACCCGGACUGGCUGCAAGUGUUAUGUACAAUCUCCUUUACAAUCAACCAACCAAGCUGAUGUUAUUAGCUGGGUGUAGUACCGUAUGUACUACAGUUGCAGAAGCAGCGAAAAUGUGGAAUCUAGUUGUGUUAUGUUACGGAGCAAGUUCGCCAGCGUUAUCAGACAGAAAUCGGUUUCCUACAUUGUUUCGCACUCAUCCCUCCGCAACCGUACAUAAUCCCACGAGGAUCAAGCUGAUGAAGAAAUUUAACUGGUCUAGGAUAUCCAUAUUGCAGCAAGCAGAGGAGGUCUUUAUUUCAACGGUUGAGGAUCUCGAAAGAAGGUGUAUGGAAGCCGGUAUAGAAAUAGUAACAAGGCAGUCAUUCCUUUCUGAUCCUACUGACGCUGUUAGGAAUCUCAGGAGACAAGAUUCCAGAGUUGUAAUAGGACUUUUCUAUGUCGUAGCUGCAAGAAGAGUCCUCUGCGAAUUGUAUAAACAAAAUCUCUACGGAAAACAAUACACUUGGUUUUUUAUAGGUUGGUACGAAGAUAACUGGUUUGAAAUAAUGAUAGAAAAAGAAGGAAUAGAAUGUACAGUAGAACAGAUGCGUAUGGCCGCCGAAGGCCAUAUAACAACCGAAGCGUUAAUGUGGAAUCAGAACCGUAACGAACGCACCAUUUCCAAUAUGACAUCAGAAGACUUCAGGUUGCGAUUAAACGAAGUACUUCGAAGAGAAGGGUACGACAUACAGAACCAGAGGUAUCCAGAAGGUUAUCAAGAAGCUCCUUUGGCGUAUGACGCCGUAUGGAGCGUUGCGUUAGCUUUCAAUAAAACAAUGGAUCGUCUCCACAAGUACGGAAAGAGUUUAAAAGAUUUCAAUUACAAUAAUAAAGAGAUCGCUGAUGAUAUUUAUUCAGCUAUAAAUUCCACGCAAUUCUUAGGAAUUUCGGGUUUUGUGGCGUUCAGCUCACAGGGCGACAGGAUCGCGUUGACUCAGAUAGAGCAAGUGAUAAACGGCAGUUACGUUGUCCUGGGAUAUUACGAUACCCAAGCCGACAAUCUCACAUGGUUCGGCAGGGAAGUUUGGCGAGCUGGUAAAGUUCCUCAAGACAGAACUAUCAUCAGAAGAGUAUUGAGAAACGUAUCCUUACCGCUGUUUAUUUGCAUGUGUAUCAUAUCCAGCAUUGGAAUUAUUAUAGCGGCAGUUUUAAUAGGAUUUAAUAUUUGGAAUAAACAUAGAAGGGUGAUUCAGUCUUCUCAUCCGAUUUGUAAUACUAUAAUGUUGUUUGGUAUAAUAGUGUGUCUCGCCGCGGUAUUUCUACUCGGUUUGGAUGGAAGAUUCGUUAAUCCCGAAGCGUAUCCUCUGGUUUGUCAAUCGAGAGCCUGGCUCUUAUCGACAGGUUUUACUUUAUCUUUCGGAGCCAUGUUCAGCAAAGUUUGGAGAGUCCAUAGGUUUACUACUAAAGCUAAAAGUGAUCCCAAAGUGAGAAUGAAAAAAGUUCAACCAUGGAAACUGUACUCUAUGGUAUCCGGCUUGUUGACGAUUGAUUUUAUUAUAAUGAUCAGUUGGCAAUUGUUGGAUCCUUUGCAGAGACGCAUCGAAAUAUUUCCAUUAGAGCCUCCCGUUUCAGCUUUGGACGACGCUCAAAUUAGACCGGAGCUAGAACACUGCGAAAGCCAACACAAUAACGUUUGGUUAUCUGUUAUUUAUGCUUAUAAAGGUUUAGUUUUGAUUUUCGGUUUAUUUUUGGCUUACGAAACUAGAUCGAUGAAAGUAAAACAAAUAAACGAUUCGAGAUAUGUUGGAAUGAGCAUCUACAACGUUGUUAUAUUAUGCUUGAUCACAGCACCGGUAACGAUGGUAAUCGCUAGUCAACAAGACGCCAGUUAUGCAUUUGUGGCACUAGCGAUUGUUUUUUGCUGUUUUCUCAGCAUGGCUCUCAUAUUCGUGCCUAAGGUUAUCGAAGUGAUAAGACAUCCGAAAGAUAAGGCUGAAAGUAAGUACAACCCAGAUCCGGGUCUUUCUAAAGAAGAAGAAGAAAAAUACCAAAAGUUACUUAGCGAAAAUGAAGGAUUACAACGACUAAUAGCGCAGAAAGAAGAAAAGAUCAAACUUUUGAAAGAACGUUUAGCUGAAAAAGAUUUGAACAGUAAAAGCGGACUACUUACGCCAUCUGCAAUCAUUCAAGGUAAGGACUGCCUCAUAGUGGCAGAUUUUAUCACUGACGCGGGUACAUCUGAUUCGGCUUUCGGUGGAGGGCAUUCUAUAUACACAAGAUCAUCGAGGUGCAGUCAGUCCGAUAUCGAAUUUAGCGAGAGUUAUUUGUAAUAUCUAUAUUUCAUUUAUACCAUCCUAUAACCAAUAUUUGAUUCGAUUCAUUUCUCCAAAAUAAGGGGCUUUCCAAUAAGAGGUGUUAUUUUGAUAUUCAAAGAAAAAUGCCAUUUUUUGAGAUAAAUGAUCGGAUGUUUAUUUAAAUAUAAAGAGGAAGGUAUGCCGUUAAUAAUCGAACACAACAUCAGCCAAAUGGCCGCCACAACUGCGCUUACAGGACCAUAUCCUUUUCAUGAUAUUUUCCGUAACCAAAUUGCAAAGCGGCUGCCCUAUGUCCUCGAUAGCCUCACGAAUUCCAUCUUUGAGGUCUUGAAUCGAUGCUGGACUAUUGGUGUAAACCUUAUCUUUCACGUGGCCCCAAAGGAAAAAGUCGCAAGAUGUUAAAUCACAAGAUCUCGGUGGACAAUUGUGAAAUAUCGAUGGUUUCGUUGCUUGUGUGACACGUAGCGCCGUCUUGUUGAAAGUAAACGUUGUCCAAAUCAAUACCAUCCAAUUCCGUCCAUAAAAAAUCAUUAAUCAUCUCUCGAUAGCGCAAUCCAUUCACCGUAACUAUUGCUCCAGCCUCAUUUUCGAAAAAGUAAGGUCCAAUGACACCGCCAGACCAUAAACCGCACCAAACAGUCACGCGUUGAGGAUGGAGAGGAUUUUCAACAAUAACUCUUGGGUUUUUCGAGCCCCAGAAUCGACAAUUUUGUUUAUUGACGUAACCACCAAGGUGGAAAUGGGCCUCAUCAGUUAAGAUGAUUUUUCGAUGAAAUUCCGGAUCAUUUUCAUGCAUUUCAAGGACCCAAUCAGCAAAGACACGACGUUGUUGAUGAUCGGCCGGCUUGAGUUCUUGUGUUAACUGAACUUUAUAGGCAUUAAGACCCAAGUCUUUAUGCAAAACACGGUGUAAUGACGUUUGUGGAAUGGAUAAUUCCAAAGAACGACGAGGAAUGGACAAACCUGAGGUUUCUUCAACACUUUGGGCUACAGCAGCAAUAUUCUUGAGCGACGUGCACGGGUUUUAUUCUUCACAUCACUAACUUGUCCCAACAGCUCAAAUUUUUCCACCAAUUUCUGUAUUGCGGUCCGAGAAGGUGCUUCACGUCGACCCAAAAAUGUUUUAGUUUCUGCCAAACUUUCACCAUUUUUAUAGUGAAUUUUAAUAAUUUCAAUGUGCUGUUGAAGCGUGUAUCCUUCCAUUUUCAUUAAUGGCGUAGUUUCUACUUGUCAAAUGUCAAAAAAUGACAGCUUCAAAAGUGACAUUUACCGAAAUAGCGGGCUGUUCAAAAUAAUACCUCUUAUUGGAAAACCCUUUAUAAUAGAUAUUUUGUAAUAUAAAUAUUGUUAUUGAUGGAUUAAAAAAAAUGAAUACACUAAACGCACAAUAUUUUUAUAGUAAACAUUAAAAUACGCAAUAUUUACCACGUCAUUUCCAAUCUUAUUCUACUUCCAUAAUUAUUACUCCACGUACUAUGUUUCCAGACGGGUAUUGUCUAUUUUAAUAAUUCACUAUUGGAUAUAUUCCCCCUAUUUUACACGAUCCCACAUGGCACAUCUUCAUAUGUCAAUUACGAUGCAUGUUUUGAAACUUUUUCUUCUACUAAUAAAUUUUCUGUAGGACUUUAAUAUAUUUAUUGAUAUUUGAAAUGAAUAAAUAACUGUCGUAAUUAUUAUUGUUAUUUAAUUAAAAAUACAGCAACUAAAUGACAUUGACAAUCAUUUAAAUACACUGGUAACAACUAACAAUAUAUUUUCAUCAUGUACGGUUUUUUGAAUACGUAUAUUUAUACCCAAACUGAUUGAACCUCGUAUGAUGUUAAUUUUUUUAGUAAACGUAUUUAAUGAAACUAAUUUCGAUCUCGUUAUAACAUCAACACGAAAGAAAAAUAUCUGUUUCUCCCAAAAUUCCAGUAAAUUUGGUAUCCCAGCAAAAAAUAGAUAAAUUUCCAUAUCAUUAUUUUUCGGUUAACAGUUUCUUGAUGUUUUUGUUGUAACGAGAUUUUUUCUUUGUUAUUAGACUAGAUUUUUGGGAGUGAGAUGUUUUUCUUUUUGACAGAUACAAAUGACGAAAGAAAAUAGGUCCACGAGAAGAUUAUAGAGUGUGUCGGCUUUGGUAGGUAUCCGAAGGAAAGCGGAACGGAGUUUUAUAAAAUUCAACGAUUUUGUUAACGAUAAAACAUCGAAUAUAUAUAUAAAAAAAAAAUUUUAUGAAACUCUGAAUAUUUUGUGCAUACGUUUUAGUUAAAUUAAAGACAGACAAUAUUAAAAAAUUGUUGUAGAAAAUCGUAAAUAUUGUAAAAAAAAUUCUUUAUUUUAGAAAAGUAGAACGGAAGACGUGUUAAAAUUGAUAUAUUGCAAGUUAGCAUGAUGCAAUACAACGUGCAAUGCAAUGCAAGUUGCAAUUCUAGGGAGAAGUCUAGUUACUUUUGGCGUAACAACCGAUCACAUUGUCUUGCACCAUGCUAAGCUUUCCUAAUUAUUUAGAAAACAAUGCGUUAACGUAUUUCAACAUUAUGUAUAUAAAUUCCAUAAAAUCGUGUUGUCACACUUGCCGAUUUUGAUAUUAGUCAUUUAAAUAUAUAAUACUAGAUAAAAAUAGUAUAAAAAUUUAGAUUUGAUGAUAUCUUGGAAACGACAAGAAGGGUUUUUGGAUAAUCGAAUAAUCAAACGUUCUUAAUACGAAUUUAUGGGUUUUUUUUAUAAGGAACGAAAAGAAUUCCACUCGAAGUAAUAAUAUUUGACUAAUAAUUGCAUUAUUAGAAUAUAGUGUAAAGAUUCUCUGUUUUAAAAACGUGCUGAAACUUCGUGAACGUGCCCCAAAUAUUUGGUAUCCUGCAAGGAUAUAAAACAAUGUCCAGAUUAAAGUUCUUCAGACAAAAUUAUUUCGUUCUACUUUUUUAGUAAAUGAAAAAUAAAAUUGCUGUGACAAAAAAAUGAUUUAGAAAUGUACUGCUAGUCUGGUAGUACUUAUAAGUCAAUUUCAUAAAUAUUUAGUCGUUGUUGUAUAAAUUAUAUGAAACAUGUUUUCUAUUAAAUAGAAAAAAAUAUUUUUUUGAUAGUCUAAAGUAAUCAAGGAAUAUUUGAGGCGCCUAGAAUCAAGUCCAUCUCGAGAAAUUUUCGGAAAAGUGCAAAAAAAACUGUCACAAACAAACCAAUUAUAAGAAAUUAUCAAUUUUUUUAUCAAAACAUCGAUAACUUUUACUUUAUGGAUAAUAAUGUUUUCAUCUUCUUUAUUGUUGAGACCUUCGGCUUCUUCUUUGGUUUCCCAAUUCUCGAUAAAAUUUUAGCAUAUCGUGGUUUCUCCACUCUUGUCCAAAGUCGUCAGCAGUUUCGCAACAUCCUUUAUUUUUGCAACUUUAAGGCUAACCUCCUUGUUGAUGGCUUCAAGGUUGAUGUGAGACAUAUUAAACUUUGGUUUUGUGACAGCUUUUACUUGACAAAUUUCAAUUCUAAAAAAUAAAAUCAUCCUGGACCAGAAUGUUAUUUUUCUGCUUGUACUUUUGUAGCAUAAUCCUUUUUGAUGUAUCGAACUUGAAGUGCCACAAGUUCGGUUUUUUUGCACUUUUUCAUAUUCAAACUUCCGAUCUUUAACCGAGACAAUGACUUCAACAUGAUGAACGGUUCCAUGUUUCCCUAGAACUUCUUCAAACUCUUCAAGAAUAGUGUCCUUCUUUUUCAAAUCUUCCUAAAUCAAUCCAAACACCAUGUCGAAAAUAAAGCAUAAAAGAUAAAAAAUUCGCAGUGGAUCUGCGACAACUAAACCUCAACUCUGACCCCAAAGUCAGCAUGGAAAAAUCUAUAAGAAACAAUAUUAAACUCAACUUCGAAAAAAUAUUGACUUUUUUGAUUCUAGGCACCUCAUUUAUAAGAUUCACGAAAUCCGAAAUAGAGAUAAAAUCAUGAAACAUCUUUCAUUUCAAACUGUUCCUCAUUCUUUAAUAUUGACUAAGCUGGAAUUUCUGGAACCGUUGGAGAUAUUCAUACUGAAUAACACUGUCGGACCAGCGUUUCGAUAACCGAUUUAUCGUCUUCAGAGACUGAAGUUAAACUGUCUGAAGACGAUAACUUGGUUAUCGAAACGCGCCUCAAACAGUGUAAUUGUGAGUAAACGGUGUUAUCAGUAUUCUUUAAUAUUGUUUCGAGGUUAUUUGAAGAUUGUUAAUAUUUUUGUGAUUAUAUCAACACCAUAUUAUUUUGAACUUCGAUAAAAGUGACUCUACUGAACAUUUUAGCAUAACGUCGGUUAUGAAUACGUAAUUAUAAUAAAACUAUUUCCGCAUAUCAUUUUUGAUCUUCAAUCACAGAUCAGCGUAUAUUUAUAACCACAGGGAAAUAUUUGAAUCCGAUACGAUAUGGCAUGAAUUAAACUAAAAAGUAGAAAACAAGUUUCUUUGGAAUAAUCUGAAAUUAUGUGCAGAAAAAGUUUUAUUCAAUUUAACAAUACUCUCUACGAGUAUAAAUACACGUUAAUGUGAUAGUUUUUUUUAUUUGUUGUGCAGUUUAAAAAACAUUUGUAGCUUUUGUCAAUAUUUAGGUGUUGUUUUAAUAGUGAGAAAAGUCACUCAAUAUUUAUAUCAAGUGAAUAAAAAAAAAGUAUAAAAGUAAUAAACUCUUAAAUUUUAUAAAAACAAAAAGUAAUAAACGUGUUUGAAAUUUUCAUAAUUAUGGGGUGAUUCCUUAAGUUUGUAGACCGUACUAUAAUCCAAAAAAGUUUGCGGAAUAUUUUUGAAUCAAAUUUCUAAUACUUACGUUAUUAUUUUUAAUUGAGAAAGAUUUGUAGACGUAUAUUAACAAAGUAAUAAAUAAACUAAUUUUAAUUGAAAAAAUCUGUUUCAAAAUAUUACUAGAUUAUUAAAAUAAAAACCGAAAAUGAUAUUAAUAUUCUAAAAAGUUGUGAUAAUAUAGUUGUUGACGAAGCAUCGAUUUUGAAACAGAAAUUUUUUAAAACUAUUCAAAAAAUUAACGAGGAUAUUAUUAUUUUCUCGCUAUUUCUCUGGAUACCGAGCAUCCUUGGCAAGUCUGUUUAUAUAAUCCGACAAUGAACGAUUGAAGUAGGUUAAAUGUUUUAUAUUAUCUUUUCGGUGAAUAUUGUAAGUUUUCGUUUUAACUGUUAUCUCAUUAAAUGACAAAAAUUAUAAUAAAAACCGCUUUUAUAAGAGAUAUAGUAAAUGUUAUAAAUGUUUUGUUACAACAGACGUAAUUUAUUCAUGUUAUUAUUAAAGAAACAAAAAGUUGUAACAUAUCAUAAUAAACAAAAAUAAUAUCGUUAAAAACAUUAGAAAAUAUUCCUCCUAAGUUUAAAAACGUUUCUAAAAUUAAAAAAGUUUUGCAUGUUCUAAAAUCUAAAGCACACAAAUUCAAAUUUGUUUAGUAGUAUACAAGGUACAAUAAAAAGCAUUAAUUUCAACUACAAUAGUACAAUAUCAUACCACUAGAGGUCAGGACAACGCGUCAUCAAUUCUUUUGAUUUGUGUCCUAUUGUAAGACAUCUAGUAUCUAUUAACUCAAUUAGUCGUUGAUAUUAGUUAUUUAUAAAAAUAGUAAAGAUUUGAAGAAAUUCUUAAUUAUUGGUAGCGUUUUUUUGUCGAUCGAAUCACUUUUAUCAAACUUUGAUUCGUAGUUUAAAUGAAUUCUUUCUUCUAGCAAAUCAUUAACAAAACUAGAUUCACACAACAUAUUAUUAUCGAUUUAAUAGUCAUUGUCAAUUAAUUAAAUAUUGUGAUUUAUUUGUUUUUUCUUCGAAAAUAUUUACUAAAAAAGUAUUAAAGCGAAAUUGUUUAUUAUUGAAGUUGUUAUUUAGUAUUUUUAGAAGAAAAAGUACAAAUAACGAAAGAAAUUUUCUUGUUCUCCAAAAAAGGAUUUUCAUUUUGUCAAUUUACGUUUAUAUGUUUGCCAACUGUUUUUUGUUGAUUAUCGUUAUUAAUUUUUUGAUUAAAAAUAUCUGUUAUGAAACUAACGAAUUCAAAGAUGGAUUUCUGUUUACACGUUUAUUUUUGUUUUACGUUUCGAUGCAUGGUUGAAUAAAGGACAUUUCGGUUUGGAAACUAAUAUGGAUACGUCAGUACCUUGGUAGACCGGUGGAUAAAUCAGAUCAGCUGACGGGGUUGUUAAUGUUUUAAAAAUCACGAAUUUAUUUAUGAUUUGUUCUCAUGGCAUUUGAUAUAACAAUAAGAAUUUAUUAUAAAACUAAAUAAAAAGAAAAAAGACGUUCAGCAGCUGUGUCUCUUAUUGGGUUAGAAUUCAAAACUAUCUGAUAGGAUUUUUAUGUAAUUUAAGGGUCGUAGUUUCAAAAAAAUCCUUAUGUCUUAUUAUAAUUAAUUGUUUUAUCGAUAUUGCUAUACACAUAUUGAUUCAUAGUUGUGUAUCUUUCAUAUUUACGGAUACGUAAAUUCGUUACGGCUUAUUUUUUUUUAUUUGUGAAAAUUAAAUGUGAAAAUUCAUUUGAAACAUUGUCCAGUAAAGUUUUUAUUUUAUCGAAUUAUAGCUAAAAAAGAACACAACAUCAUUUUAACGAUGUACCAAUACAAUUAUACAGCGUUUGAAGCUGAAAUUAGGCAAGUUCUUGAAACAAUAAUACAUAAAAUGUGGAAUCUUCACACGCGUUAAAUCCUUUUUUGUUAAAAAAUGUCUUGACAUUCAUUUAUCUCUUCAGGAACGGACCUGGAUAAUUUUGUAAUUCCGAAACCACCUUUAUUAUUAGAAAAAUUGAGAAAUGUUUGAUAAUUCUGUAUAAGUAGGUAUCUACCUAAAUGAAAAUAUAUUGUAAUUACUAGUACCUAUGAAUUGCAGUUUAACUGUCGACAUAUGUGUUCAAAAAACCCAAUCAGCUACCCAAAUUCUUAUGUCAAAUUAAAUUUUAAUUGUAAAUA